Messenger RNA from Lates calcarifer (barramundi perch), 5902 nucleotides. RefSeq names its product RAD18 E3 ubiquitin protein ligase (gene rad18). The transcript is spliced from 14 exons. Bases 104 to 1729 code for a protein of 541 amino acids. NCBI's taxonomy places the organism in Eukaryota, Metazoa, Chordata, Actinopteri, Centropomidae. Gene Ontology annotation, molecular function: single-stranded DNA binding; ubiquitin protein ligase activity. Gene Ontology annotation, cellular component: Rad6-Rad18 complex; nucleus. Gene Ontology annotation, biological process: DNA damage tolerance; protein monoubiquitination. The record is from RefSeq and is a predicted model, not a curated record.
CGUAAGAGGUGUCCUGUAUCCAUUCGAGCGGGACUUUGGUUACAGAACGCCGCGACUAAAACUUUUGUAACUUCUUCAGAUAACUGCUCUUUGUUUAUGAGACAUGGCCUUUCAGAUCGAAGCGGAUUUACCACCUGGCCUUGCAUGCCUGAAAAGUGUUGAUGCCCUGCUGCGGUGUCCAAUUUGCUUUGACUACCUCAACAUUUCAAUGAUAACAAAAUGCUCUCACAACUUUUGCUCAUUGUGCAUCAGAAAAUUUCUUUCCUACAAGUUACAGUGUCCAGUUUGCAAUACACAAGUAACAGAACAAGAUCUAAGAAACAACCGUAUAUUGGAUGACUUGGCCACAAACUUUCAAGCUGCAAGGCAACAGUUGUCAAAAGCAAAUUUUGACUCUCCUCCAAUAUCACCAAAGACCCCAGCUUCAGCUGUCAAAUGUAAAACUCCCAGAGAGAGGGGCCAGAAGUGUAACAGCUCCGUUCUGAGUCAUUUUUUCCAAAAGAGGCCCAAAACAUCUCCUGCUAAAGAAACCCAGAGAGAUGGUUCUGUCUCUCGGUGUGUUGAGCGGGGGAAAAUACAGACUGCAUGCACCCACAGUGCAAAUGACGCUGACCUAAAUUCAACAACUGCUCAAUUUCCAGUGGUUGUGAAGGAAGAGCUGAUGGAUGUGGAGGAGGAGUCUGCCCAGGUUUUGAUGUCAGUCAAACAGGAGGACAUGCCCUCACACAGUAUCAGCACCAGGGUGGAGACGGCACAUUCCUCAGCCUCGCCAUUAAAAGACAUAAAGCCCGUAAUCAAAGUGGAGUGCCCUGUGUGUUCUGUCAGUGUGUCACAGCAGUUUAUCAACAAACAUCUGGAUACGUGUCUUACCAGUGGAGAGAAGAAAGAGAGCUUGAGAAGCUCCCUUGGCAAGGCGAGGCGCCCAAUGGCCAAACUGGUGUACAACUUACUUUCCAUGCAGGAGCUGAAGAGGAGGCUGAAGGAAUGCCACCUCUCAAUGCAGGGCUCUCGAGACCAGCUGAUCAAAAGACACCAGGAGUUUGUCCACAUAUACAAUGCCCAGUGUGAUUCCCUAAACCCAAAAUCAGCUGAAGAUAUUGCCAAAGAGGUGGAGGCCAAUGAGAAGAUCAGGAACCAACUGGGAAAAGCCAAACCUGUCAUGGUAUUCACAAAGAAUCAAACUGAGAAGGAAAUUGAGGAGAUGCAUUCAAAUUAUAGGAAACAGCACAGCAGUGACUUUUCCCGCCUGAUUGCCCAGGUACGCGGUCGCCUAGAGACAACCAGGCAGACUCGUAUCAAACAGGAAGUCAUUGUGGAUGGAGAGGAUCUAGAAAAGACGGACUCUGCAGAUCAAGUUGCAGAAUCAAAGAGCUGCUUAGUGAUCAAGGUAGAGGAUGGAGACGGUGACGAAGAGCCAUCAGUGAGAGGGAUUGAUUUGUCACCCAGCCCCACUCACAGUGACGUGUCCAUCAGCAGUUCUAUUUCUGACAUCUUUGGUCCAGAGCCUGCCAGGAACUUUGAAGAGACAGCAAGGACCCCAGUCCAAAAGCGAACAUCCAGCUCCAGAGGAGACGAUGCAGCUCCAUCGCCUGUUCUGGGAAAACGACGACGUAAAAUACAAAAGCGGGGACACACUGACAGACGUUGCUGGAUUUGUAUCAAUAUGGCAUGCUUGUUAUACAACACAUUUCUGAUCCUACUGCAUCCUUACUUCUUUCCUCUCCAAUGAUGUUUGUCUUUGGCUUAAUUAGCAGGGGUGUCACUGUUGCUUGAAACCGCAGGAGAGGACUGAGUGGCUCCUGAUCCCUGCUUUGUUUUGGGAACCAGUGAAGCAGACAGUUAUAUCAUUGAUUCUAUGUAUACACCGUCUCCAGGGGAGAUCCACAGAGUCUUCGCCUUUCAGUAUGUAUCACAGUCACCUUAUUUGUCUGUGUCUGGGUUGUAAUGUUGAAGAGAGUAUUUGUCAUCUGUCCAACACAAGGUGAAACAGAUUUUAAACGUCAUAAAUCUCUGCUAAAUGCAUAACGUCCCCAUCCCAUGUCCAGAUCUCCAUUCACUCAUAUUUCAAAUGCCCUGUACAACCGUGACAGCCUUUUUGUAAUAUCCAAACCCCUCCAAACCUACCUAAGAAAGGAUAACCAAUCUGAAUGUCAUGCUGAGAAAUCAGUCCGAUUCCUCCAAGAAGUCAGAGUAGCAGACCCACAGAGGCGAAUUAACCCUCAGCACUGAGUGCUCAACAUGAACUACUCUGCCUCUCAUUGCAGCUCUCAUUAAGGUCACCCUAGAGGACAAAAUGGCAGGAGUGUUAACUCCCCCCCCCAAAAAAACUGUUAAAGCCAGUGGGGUAACUAAUUUCACUUAAACCAGGAAUCAGCCAGAGGCAAGUUUGAAGGGUUGCCCAUGGUAAAAGGGAAAUGCCCAUAUUAGUCCAUGUUCGUAUCAGAUUUCCCUCUGGGGGAGCAUAUUUCCAUUUGCUCAUGGACUUUUACAAAUUAGUUUCAGGGCUAUAUGCAACACCAUAACCUGAUGAGACAAUAAUUAUUGUAGACUACCUCAUUUUCUGGAGGUUUUUGAAGUCUGCGCUUGUAAAAACAAAGAAUUACAAACUUAUUGUGAUGCCGACUGGUAAUUUUUAGUGGCAUAAAACCAUAAGACAGCACAAAUGAAAUACAGUACAACUAUGUAAAACUGGAAGAAAACCAUGAGAGUAUAUGACACCCCCACCCCAAAAAAGGUUUCAAAAAAACUAUUCAUAGUUGGUAAGUUCAUAAUGAUAAAUAAGAGAAGAUACAGAUAAGUUGCUCAUCCAUUUUAUAAUUUGUCUGUUGUUAUAAAGUAAAAUGAAAAUGAAGUUUUUUAACUAUUUUGUUUUAUAUUUUCUCAAAGAGCUAACAGCUAUCUGUUUUAUUUCUCUUUCUCAGAACCAUUUAUUUUGGCUCAGUGUUUGAAAUUUAACCUGUGAAAUAACAUGUGUCAGGUGGAGACAAAACAAUCUGUGAAAUCCAUGGUGAUUUAAAAAUUGAUUCAGCCCAGAUGCACGUUUGAUACCUUGUCAGACUCCGCCAUGUGUAUGUGUUCUGCAAACUGUCAAAUGUUCUGUAGUUAAUUUUCAUUUUAUCAUGCAGUGCUGCUCUGCCACUCUGGUUUUCUAACUACAUCAAGACUAAAGUAACUGUAUAGUCGGAAAGGAUUUCUUCCGGUUGUACUAAUAUGAAAACGUAAACAACAAUCGUUUUGGCAGCAUUAUUGUGCAUGUUUGAUUUGUCAAAAAUGGAUAAAGAGAAAUUUGAACAUAGGGCUGGAAUUUGUUUAAAUAGGACCAAUCAUUGUAGCAGCUGAGAGAAGCCCGUUAUUAGUCAAGUUUAUAGCCCUUAAUUAUAGUCUCAAUGGGCCUCACAAUUCCCACAUUAUUAGAUAAUAAUUGAAAACCACUUUACCCAAACAUGGACCCUCAGUGGUGAUAAAGAAAAACUUCCAUGAAAACGCUGUAAGGGAAAAUAAAAUGGUAGAAGGUUCCUGGUUUAGAAUAUAAUGCUCAUGGCAGAUCAAAGGAAAAGUUCAAGGAUUUGUAACAAAAUGGAACAUAAGCAAAAUACACACAAACACGAUUGUUGAGUUUAAAAAUUCAUUGAUGAGCUUGACUAUAACAUACUCAACAUGACAUCAACUUACUUUGUGGUUCGAAGCAUUCUACCAGAUCUCUUAGCUGUUUUCAGCAGAUGGAGUUCUUCAGUUGACUAAACUGUAAACUAAACCAUCUCCUUGACAUCUCACUUGUUCACUACUUCAGUUUAUAAUAUAAACUAAGCUGUUUUAAUAAAAUGUUCACAGCACCUUUUGUAAUAAGUCUUGGGUUGAUUGUAGUAUGUAGAGCUAAUUACUUGGAGAUGUGCUGUUUUUAGUGCCACAUUGUGCUUCACAAAGGCCAUCCUAACAAGUUAAAUCACUCAACACAGGGACAUGGGGUUGUCCCAUUAACAAUGACCAUAGCCUUCAUCUGGUUAAAAUGUAUCUUAGUGUUUUAAUUCAUGCCUUUCUUUUCUGUAGUGUACUCUCUUAUAAAGUUUUGGCCACUGGUGUAGCUACAUCUGAAGACCUUAGUGAUGGUUCUAGUAAUUGAAACGUUACCAAAACCAAUAGGAAUGAUGACCUAAACUACAAAAAACAAGACCUACAGUGUAAAAUUAAAGGAAUUUUCCAUUUAGAGAUUUAUUUUCAUGUUGCUGAUUACAUCAGCAGCGCAGUAUUACUUCUAAAACUUGUGACACAUCCAAGGCUUUACUUGGUAUAAAGAUCUAAUCUGAUCAAGAUGAGCAGUGUGUGACUGUGGGUCUAUUUUCCUUCAAACUUCUUGAACUCAGGUUACAUAAUCAUUAUUGUAGUUUAGUAUGGAAUUUGCAUGGUCCAGAUAAAGCAGUUGUUCCCAGCAACAGAGCAGUGAUUAUUUUCUUGCUUGAAAUCAAAAAGGAAAUGAUAAAGACUUCUGCCAAAUGAAUGCAAUUAACUUAACAGCAAGUUCAUAUAAUAUACUCAAAGACAUAAUAGGAGACAAGGAUAGAGACGAGUUUACACAAAUGAGCCAAACUCCAUAAUUAACUAAAUUCCCUCAGACAGUAUGUGUCCAUAAUAAACACCUACAGUCUUGUUAUUUUAGAGAGAGAACUUAUCUGUUUACAUUCCUAUUUCUUCCUGUGUUUUCUUGGACAUCUUAUUAUUUUGGAAGGACCCACAGUACCUUUGGUAUGCUGACUUUGGCCAUUAGUGCGCUAUCUGACAGCUCUCAGCACCCCCUAUGAGCUCUCAGAUAGAUUGAAGAUUGAUAUUACCACUAAAAUUGCAUUAGUAUAUGGGCCACUUUUAAGUAUAUACCUGCUUUAGUUUUUGCCAUGUGUAACUUAAAUAAAUGUCCUUGAGCAGUUGCAAAGGAUGCAAAAUAAUGAAAGACCUUAGAAGAGUGAGAGAGUGCUUUGCCUUUUGUUAUCUUUUAAAGUGUGAGCAGUUUGAUAGAUGGAUGCAAAUCCUGUUCAGUCCUCAUUUACUUGUCUGGAACAACAAUGGUAGGCUCAAGUUGAGGAUUUAACACAUAGCUGUUGGAGAGAUAAAACAUUUAUUGAAUUGGACUGACAGACUAAAUUACAGUAAUUUACAGUAUCAAAUUGCUUCUUUGGGACUUAGACUGACAGGAACCUAUUCUUCAGUGUAUUAAACUGUAGAUGUAGCUCAGAGUUUUUUUUUUUUUUUUUUUUUGGACAACUCUACACAAAAGCAGCAAAUGAUAAAUGUCAGAAGUUGUUGCUUUUUGAAAAGGUACUUAUAAAAGCCCUGAGAUUGUAUUUACCUGGGCAGUAUACAUUUAGUUUUUCUAUUUAAUGGUGUACUUUUAGUCAAGAAUUUAUAUUUCAUAAUGGAUUCUUUAAGUGAUAAGUUAAGAAUUUACUGGUAUCUGUGCAUCAAAGUUUAAUAAAUUACUCUGAGUUUGAUUUGAUUCCUUGUAGAAGUCUAAGGAAUGUUCUGCUGCUCUAUUCAAAAUCAAACACUUCUUUUGGAUGAGAGUGAAACAACAAGCCUUAAUUAUCUUGAUAUAGGAAUCCAGCUGAAGAAUCUGGAUUUUUAAAAAUCCUUUCAUCAGUUGAAUUUUAUCUUUGCUGUUUGACAUUAAGUGUUUACAGCAUUACACAACUUGAAUCUCCACAUUUCAUUACCAUAUCAGAUUGGAGCAUGUCAUUUUAGUAGUAAUCGUUCCCUUGGUUAAGAGGAGAUUGCCAUCAGUGGUGCAACUGCAACACAGGCAUGUUCAAAUGAUUUAAUGCGAGCCGACAGAUGCUGGAUUCAAGCAAGAUGUUGAAGAAAUACACAAUAUGAAUGAACAGUAUAUCCAUGACAUGCAGGUUCAAGAUGAGGG